GUCACUGGGCUCAUUUUGUUCUGUCUUCUUCACCACAUUUAUAUAUCUCGGAUUAUUACCACAUAUAAAACGGACAUGGAGCACAAAGAUAAACUCUCGGAACUAAAUUUGACGGAAGAAGAAAUAGGAAGGUUCACAAAGGCUUUUAAAGAUGAGAACUUCAGAAAAAUGCUGCGGGACUACGCCGAGGAGAUAUCCGACCCCGAAAAUAGAAAAAAAUACGAAAAAGAGAUAGGCAUCCUGGAGAAGGAGCGAGGCAACAGCGUCCAAUUCAUUCACCCGACUCCUUUCAAGUGCAUCAGGACCAGCGUUAAUGGGCAAAACAAGUGCUACGUUAAUGUUUGUGCCAAUGACAAAAUCGGAAAGCCUUCAUGUAAAAGCGGGCAGUCUGAAGAUGGAAAAAGUGGGCAUCAUUGGUCUCUUCCGUACAGCCUUCACCCAGAGAGGAAAGAGCUGAAUACAAAAGGGAACAAAAUCCUUAUUUAUGAUGUCAUUUUUCAUCCAGACACUCUUCACAUGGCCAGUACAAACAGUAGAUUUAUGGAUAUGGUGACAAAUGCUGCAAUUCAGGGUAUUCAGGAUGGAUUUAAUGUGUGUCUAGAUAAAAAGAACAUUAAAACCAUGAGUACAAAAUAUAAAGGGAACCCACAGGCUUGUGUCAUUCGAAAACCUAUACCUGGAUUUAAAGCAAAAGAUACCCCAAAUGAUCCUGAUCCUCUGGCUUUUCCAUAUCCUAAUAAUAAAGCCGCUGUUUCCAAAAAAGAAGAGCCAAAGAAUGGUAAAAGUCACUCCAAAAAUUUUGCCAAUACCCAGGAGCAAACGCAGCCUCUCUACACACUCAAAUACCGCUCAUUCAUCGAUAUCCAAGACUUCAGGUGCACUAGAGAUUCCAACCAGAGCUCCAGGCCCAAAGAGAUUAUUUUAACUGUUGAGCUACCACUUCUCAAAUCAGUAGCAGCCAUCACUCUUGAGGUCAAAGAAAAAAGUCUUCUGCUGGAGUCACAUGAUCCUGUCUACAAACUAGAGCUGUCUUUAGCCUAUGCUGUAGAUGAGGACAGAGGAGCAGCCAAGUUCAACAAACAGACAAGGCAGCUGGUGAUCACACUCCCGGUACAGCCUCCAGAAGACGGGUUACAUAUAAGCAGCAAUCCUCAGCAGUCUGAUAAUGAUAUACAGGAUUCUGAUGGUGCAUUUAAGAAAGGAAGUGAAAUAGAACAGAAUGACACGGGGCAUUGUACUGAGAGGAGGGCAGUAGAAUCACCAGAAAACUCUGCUGCAGAGGAGGCUGGUGGCAUGUGUGAAAGAGAGGAAGAGGGUAUAGAAGUCAGUCAACAUCAGGACAGAACUGAACUGAGGCUGUGUGUGAAGCAUCAAGAUGGAAAUAUGACAGAGGAGCAUAAGGGAGUUACUCAUGAGAAGGGCCAUAAAGAACACGAGACAACACGCAUAGUCCAAACCUGUGUGGAGAAGGAAGCAGAGAAGGAAGAAACAUAUCAAAUACAAGAUAAAGAGGCAGGGUUAGAAUCAAAAGAUUUAAUCAAAACAGAAACAGAUCAGUUAAGAAAGGCACUGGAGGAUCUACCUGGAGCCUCAGAGACUGUUACAGCUGCAGAGGAGGUGGAUGAAGAUCUUCUGAAACCAGAGAGGGACUUUGAAAAUACAAGUGUUCCCCCGGUUUUGUUGCGGGAGGUAAAAGAGGACGGCUUAGAGCAGGUCAUCAGUGAUCAUGUGACCACUGCGGGCUUCAGCUUCCAAAACUCCCUCUUGUUCGAGCUGGACUGA
This is a messenger RNA of Boleophthalmus pectinirostris (great blue-spotted mudskipper), 1782 nucleotides long. It is a transcript of the gene dnaaf2, whose product is annotated as dynein axonemal assembly factor 2. Gene Ontology annotation, cellular component: cytoplasm. Bases 76 to 1782 code for a protein of 568 amino acids. The record is from RefSeq and is a predicted model, not a curated record. Gene Ontology annotation, biological process: axonemal dynein complex assembly. Lineage: Eukaryota; Metazoa; Chordata; Actinopteri; Gobiiformes; Gobiidae. The transcript is spliced from 2 exons.